CAGAGGACACACACACACUCUAUUUCACCACUCAGUACUGACACUCAGAAGCCAGAGCGUGAGCCGGUGCAGGAGACUGACUUUAAGUGUUGUCUUUCCAGGAUUAUAGGAAUGUCUCCUAAGAGAGAACCCUCCAUUAAAAAGUCCCCGUCAGAGACAAGCCAACCCAGACUGGGUCCACCAUACCCCUGCCUCCCUGCAGCUUCUCCAACAUCCAAGCCGGCUCCGGAGCAGAAACCCAGGAUGCUGCGUCCCUCAGAUGCCCCAUUUGACCCCAGCACUAUGGAGGUGAGUGGUGUCACCACAGUAGAGUUUUUAUGACAAAGCUAAUGUGGGGAAGUCAUAAAUCAGAACUUUAUGAUUAUCAUGUUUUCAUUACAAGAUUAAUCAUUUUGGAUAUUCUAAAUAAUUACCUGUCUUGAGAUACACAAAAAUACCGUGUGGGAUGUCAAGUUCUGUCAUUUUUUUACAUUUUUACUUUACUAAAAAGGACAUAGCUGACAGCAUCAAUCUGUGGCAAGGCUGAUACUAAAGCAAGCAAAGAAAUGGGGCAGUGAAAAUGAGGCUGUCAGUGAGUCAGUCAGUGGCCUCCUUAGAGAGCAAAGACUGUCAUGCUUCAAGAUAUGAUAUUUCUUUGAUUAGUAAGGUGACUAAAUGAUCUGCGUUUUUCCUUAGGGUUAUGAAAACAACCAAAACAACAAAAUUCAAACCAUAAGUCAAUCUGCAAGUGAAGAAUUUCCCCCUUUUUCUGCUACACUGAACUGAGACUAGAAACUGGCAACAAACCAGAAAGAUUAACUCACACUUUGUCUUGAGAUUGAUGAAACAGAAUUUAAGACGAUCCACAGAAAGAACCUUAUCAAUCUGUGACACAUAGUUAACUGGCUAUCACUGAUAUAUCUUAUAAAAGUACAGUAUCAUGGUGAUGGCAAAUUUUGGAUGCAAACCCUAUCAGUAAAAUGCGACUUUGUCAAUUGAAAGUCAAUUGAAAGUUUAUAAAGUAACAUAUUUAGCAUGUUAGUUGCAUGUCACCGUAGCUUUUAAGAUAAUGGUGCAAAUCCACUUCAAUGUUUCUUAAUUUUAUAUCUCUUAAAGAGUUUGUUUUGAGGGCUCACCUUUGUGUCAAAAAUAAAAAGCAAAUAUAGGUCAAUGAGACAAUAAUGAAUGUUGACAAAACUUAGUAUCUUAAACAAUGCUGAUCCCCACAUUAGACUUUGUCUUUACUGCACUUAAGCUUUGCUUCCAUCUUCAUGCACUGUGAGUGUCACACUAUAUUCACGGCAUGAUAUUUUGUUUUAUUUCUUUGUUUGUUUUGUAUUUUUAGAUUUGUAAAAUGUAUUUAUUGUUUGAGAGUCCAUCCCAUUUUGCUGGUGACUGUAUAUGUACUAUGUUUGGAUACCUGCCUCUGCUCACCGUUGGAGCACAGGCAUGACAAGAGACAAGAGUCACUGCUGGGCACCUUGAAGAGGUUUGUCAGAAGAGGCAUCAAACUUUGAUCUCAAAGGCAGACCUAAGCUGAUCCAUGAUCAUUCCUGCACAGUCAGACAUCUACAUUCUUAAGGGAAAACUGAACUAAUCAAUUCUGUCAGAAAGUCAGUUCAAUGACAAUGGUUCAAAAGCUUUGUUUAGAGUAAUUCAUUCAGACACUGUCAGUCAGAGUGUUUUUGUUUAUUGAAUUUUCCUUUGGAGAUAAAUAAAGUUCUUUUUAUCUUAUCGUACUAAGUUAAGGUUGAAGAAUCAGUCAUGGGGACCAAAAUGUGCUUGUUAUAAUUCCUUCAUUUCACCAAAAACCUAAAAUUAAGGCUAAUCCAGUACAGCAAGAGCAGGAUAUUUUUUUAAACAAACAGGGACUAUGACUAUUUAAACAGUAGACCCAUCAAGUGAACUUGUCAGAGUGGACCUUAACUGUUUUUUGACAGUGUAGGUCUGCUAUUAAUAAAUGUUAGCUUUUACCCUUAAUAUGUAAUAUUUAGAGAGAAAUUACUAUAUAUAUAUAUUCAUCGAUGUUAAGAGAAAAUGACAAAAAACAUACACAGGUUUACCUUCCAGUAAAGGACGGUUAUUCGUCCUAGCCCUGCUGUUUGAGCGUCGUGCGUACUACGUCAUGACGCACUGCUCGUAGGGUUGGUUUUCCUGCCCUACCCGUCCCUUGCUUCGACUCGUCACACAUUCUUUGGUUUGCCGACACCUCGGACACACCUCAGCAACCAACCAUGGUGGGUCUUUUUGUACCACUCAAUUUUAGCUACCUGUUUGAUAGUUUCUGAUAUAGGUAUAUUGUUUAAAGAAACUUGGUUAGCUUAGCUAAGACACUGAAAUGAGUUUGAAUACCGGAAUUGGCUCAGUGCGGGUUACUAGCGGAAGUCAAACUUUUGAGAUGCUAACAUUAGCCUACACGGUAGAUAGAGAUAAAGACAAUAAAACUAAUGUCGGCGACGUUUUUACAAGAAUGUGAAUCAUUACUAAUUUAAUAGUUAAAGAAAAUGUGGUUUGGGUUAAACUUAUCAACUCUAAAACAUGCUGAAAUAGCCGUAGACAGUAAACUGAGCUAGCUUCGCGCUGCCCUGCAAGGGGAACCAUUUUCAUGAAUUAUUAUUUUUCUUGAACAGUCUGAUUUCACGGAUGACCAAAUCAUGGGUGAGUCUAGAGUUUGUGUUGGGUGUUUUUGCCAGAUCCUUUGUUUUGCAUGCUUUCAUUUUUGCUUGAUUCUGUUGACACUUUGCCCUGUAGCUCCACCAUCACCCUGCUCUCUGCCCGCCUGUCACUGUAAUCGUGGUUAUAGGCUACUUUUCCUGCUUUUUUUUCUCCUUCACUGUUUCACCACUUCCCACUUGCAACUACUUGUCCUUUCCAGAUUGAAUUUAACGCGGAACAGAUUCAUGGUAAGUCAGUUAACAGGGACCUCCUAAAGAUCCAAACUGAUUGUUAUCUGUGAGUGUUUAGGGUGUGAUCUGCAUGCGGGUUACUGUAAAGCCAGAACUGUGAAAAUGUGAAGCAAUAAUCGCAUUCUGUGCUACAUCAAAUUCAGUCAUAUUUUGCACGUAAUUAUCAGCUUUGACCGUGCUGGUGUUUUUGAAGGCACUCAGUCAUACAUCAGCAGCACUCACACAGUGAAUCAUAAGCUAAGCUCGUAUUUGUUCUCGUAUGUCUUCUUGGUCGUGUCAGUUUGCCAUGAAAUUUGCCUGUUAUCGUUAAACGGCUCAUCUCCACGAGUGUGCCCUUUUUUGGUGCUGGAUACCGUGGUGGAUGGUUUUUGUCCUAAGGCUGGCUUGUUUAAUCAUCGUUGACAUAAUAGGCCACAGCUACUCUCUCUCUCAUUCUCCUCCUACUUUCCUCCACUCCUCUAAUACCAAAUAUGGUGCUGGGGAAAAGUGCUCACAAGCCAGAAGGGAAGAGACACAUUCCUCAGAACAGGAAAAACUCAACAACACUAGCAGGGCUUUUUUGGGUAAUAGCCUGUCCCAUAACAUUAAGCCCAGACUUCUGCCCGGAUGUUGUAUAAUCCGACUGCAUGUCUCCCUCUUUGCUGAAUCCUGGCUAACCUUCUUGUUCGGCUCUUGAGCCUUAAUAGGAGACCAAAUAUUUGAUUUAUUGCUGACAGUCAAACAAGUCAAGGCAGUUUUUAAUUAGGAACGACUGGCAAUAUUCCCUGAACUGCAAUGUUUAAAACUUAGAAGCUCAUUUUACUCUUAUUAACCCUGUAAUGCCUGAAGCAAGAAUAACGAACAAAAAUCUUUUUUUUUAAUCUGAAGUCCUUAUUUGACCCUUUUAAUAAAAUGUAACAAAAUCAAAAUAAACUCAAAACAAUUUGCAUAUAUGUAAUGUAUUUAAACAUCAGGCAUUACACACGGUUGUAUCCACCAGAGGGCAGAAGACAAGUAUCAGAUUGUAAACAUCAGGGUUUUAAGCUAAGAUUUUGCCAUAUAGUGAUGCAGUUGGUCUCAGAAAUGCAUGUAUCAUAUAUGAUACCCAUGGCAUUAUAGGGUGAACUUUCCCAGCCCACUGAAAAGGCUCCACUGCCAAGUAGUUUCUGAAGUAUAUGCUACAGACACAACCUCUUAUGUUUUUGCGAAAAUAAAUGAGGAAUAGAAAAUCACAGAAAACAUACGUGGACCUUAAAUGAUACACAACAUUUGAACAACAGCAUAAUUUGCAUAGUUAGCUCUGACUGGACAGCCUUUGUUUGAUAUUUUUGCAUGUGAUUGACUUGAUUUAUUAAUUUAGUUUAUUGUUUAUCUUAGUUAAGGCCUCUUUUAACAAUAACAAUAAUUUAUGUUUGUUUUAUUUAUCCUUUUUUUAUCAAUACUACAAUUCCCAAAAUACAGCAGGUUGAUUCAGAUUUGGCUGGUUUUUCAAAAGUCUGUCUUCUAAAUCUCUAAUGUUUUGACAAUUUGCCUUAAAAAACAUGAAUAUUAAAAGAAAUUUUAAAAUACUUGACUUAAAAGCAAAGUUUUUAGCUUUAUUCAUUAUUUAGCUUCUGUUUAAAUUUCUUUACUUCUGUUAAGACCUGUAGCAACAAAUUCUAGGAUCAAAGACAGUUUUGCUUCACUUUUAGUCUUAUUUUGGCAUUUUGAACCCAUUUUGCACACAGCUUUGACAUAUAGAUCCCCCUGCACAUUUAAAAUAUUUUUUUUCUUUAGCACAGAGAUGUCUCAUAUUCUUGGCAACUGAAUCCCAAAGUGUUUGUAUAAAUGUCAGCAAAGUCGUCAAAGCGGUAUUGGUGAAGUAAUUGCACCCCCUUCUUGUUAAUGUGUAUCAAAGGAGUGACAUACUGAUCUGAUGGCACAAACAGUUAGUAGUAACUCUGUUGAGGAAGCUCCAGCGGUGUCGCCAACCAAAGAAAAACAAUAGAUGUGCUCCUGUGAUGUGUACAUCUAAUAGUUUAAGUAGACUGGGUAGAUUAACUUGCCUGCUUCUUCUUAUUUCCUUUCAACAUGUCUGCUUUGUCUCUUCUCAUCUGUUUCCUGUGUGUAUCUUAUCUCGUUUGAUUCAAGUGUACAUGUUUGCUUGUUCCAUACAAGUCCUUACAUUCCUACUAUAACUAGGCGUGUGUUUGUGUAUCCUGCAGAGUUUAAGGAGGGCUUCCAGCUGUUCGACCGGACAGGCGAUGGGAAGAUCGGCUACAAUCAAUGUGGAGAUGUCAUGCGGGCCCUUGGACAAAAUCCUAUCAACGCUGAGGUGAUGAAGGUCCUGAUGAACCCCAAGCCCGAAGGUGGGAAGGAAAAUUGAACUUGGACAAUAAUAUUUCUUUUUUAGCACAUGACUCAUCAAAGUUAUUUCUUGGUGCUGAGAAAAGCAUGAAAAAUCUCUGAGGCGUGGCUCGUCACUUCCUUUUUUGUCCUGCUGCAGAAAUGGCCACCAAGAUGCUUGACUUUGAGCAGUUCCUGCCCAUGUUCCAGACCAUCGCUAAGAAUAAAGAUCAAGGCUCCAUGGAGGAUUUUGUGGAGGGACUGCGUGUCUUUGAUAAAGAGGGCAAUGGCACAGUUAUGGGAGCAGAGCUUCGUCACGUCCUCACCACGUUAGGCAAGUCAUAUCCCUGUAGCCUGUCAAAAAUACAUGAUAGGAAAACUGUCAAAGUCUGUGUUCACCAUUCUUUGUUCCCCUGAAAAAUACCGCUAUAUCUUUACUGAAAAUUAUUUUGAAAAAAAAUCUUGAAUUACUAAAAAAAUUGUGAAAAAUGUCAUUUACAUACCUUGAAAGUAAAUUUUAUUAAUGUUUGCCAAUAAAUAUUACGUCGUCAGGUUGGUAAUUGCAUUUUUAAUCCUAUAUUUAAGGGUUUACUUAGAUUUCCAAAGUGAAAACUGAUUUUGUCUGUUCUGCAGGGGAGAAAAUGACAGAGGAGGAGGUGGAGACCCUCUUGGCAGGACAUGAAGAUGCAAACGGCUGCAUCAAUUACGAAGGUAAGAAACCACAGCAGGAUGGAAUAUUGUUAUUUCAAGGAUUAUGGUGCAUGGAACCAUUUCGUCGCCUUGGAAAUGCAAACUAUUCCUUCACACUCUGCCUUUGCAAUGUGAUGAGAAACCCCCAGUUACUUUGUGUGGUGUUGGCAUGUGUAAAAGCCACUUUGAAAACAUACUUUUGCACAUACAUGUCUUUCUGUAAAUCCAAGUCAUCUCAGGGAAAUACUUGGAAGUAGCCUGUCAUUGUUAUGUUUGAGAUGGUAACAAAAGUAAAGCUCGAUUUAGUCUUUCGGUUCGGUGGGUCUAUACACAUGUAUCUGUUUCCUGUGAUCUUAAGGAAAUAUGUCAAUGUCAAUUCCUGACAGUCUGUUAACUCUUCUUCCUCUACAGCAUUUGUCCGCCACAUCAUGUCAGGCUGAGGGCCGGUACGGGCUUUUGGUAUACCAUGAGAAGGCACCCCCAGGCUUUCCUGUGUUUUAGUUUUGAAAUAAUCCUUCCUCACCAGAUCCUCCUAACACUAAUCAGCUGUAGUUGUCCUCUUCACUGCAGCAAACAGAAACAAUGUGCUUUUACCACGUAGAUUCGACCCUCUAGGUUCCCCCGUUGGAAAGCCUGGUCGUCCCUCUCAUCUUUAGUCCUGAGGCUUUGACUCAUGUGUAGCCUCUUGCUGUCCUGUCUCUCUCUCCUGCAGCCCUCUGUCUUGGCCCCUGGCUGCAGCAUGCUCCUCUGCAUGUGUCUGGGACUCUCCUCAGUUUAGAAGGGGAUAUUGUGGACACACAGGGAAGAGACUGGUUUCACUCAGGGAAAGUAUGGUGGCCUCUGUCCAGUUAUCUGAGCCGAUGGGUGUGGUUACAAAACAGCUCCUCUCUUACCUCAUUUGCAUGUCAUUGGUACUAUUGACAUAUACUUUUUCCUGUUUUGGUGAUAGAGGUGCUUCUGAUACAGAUUGAUACACAGGAGAUCACACUACAUUCAAGUGAAGCCACCAGCUUUGGAAGAGUGGACCAGUCCCUUUUUCUACUAAUUGCAAUGAGUUGCUCUUGUGCUGAUUGUUUCUCCUCUGUACUGAUGGAAGCUGAAUUUUUUUAGCUGGCCCGCUAUCUGACAGGACUGUAGAGCUCUUCAUCCUCUUCCUCUUUCCCCUGCUUCUCAACUAGAGGAAAGCAAACAGCGACGAUGGCUUCUCUAACCAGCAACCUCUUGGAUCUUAGACAUGGCCAAAUGCUUUGGCUGUAUAGGAGAUAAAGACGAUUAUCUUACCUCUUUCCCACAUUACCAUCUUCAACUCCCCCCUGCGGGUGAGCAAAACAUGGGGAACCUGCCUUCAAAUGCAGCAUCUCCUGCCCAGGCUCAUAAAGCUGGAUGAGGAGGAGGAGGCCAUGGUGCCACAUGCUGUAGUUGGAGGCGGUCUCUGCCAAAAUCUAGUCCACGAGUCUGACUUGUGUCUCUUUCUUGUCUCUUUCACAGAGCUGGUCAGGAUGGUCAUGAAUGGGUGAAGACGAGGAGGAUCCUAUCUUUUAUUUUACCCCGUAUCGUGUAACUUCUUUUUGCAGAUAGCUUCAACGGCCCCCUCUGCCUUUUCCAUCGAGUAGUUUUCCACAUUUAAUUUAAAAAGUGCCUUUACAUUCCCUAGAAAAGACCAUGAAUAAACCUGAACACGGCUGCCAUACAUUCAGGAGUCUCUGUGCUUGAGUGGUUUGCAAUAACAUUCCAGGAUGCAGCACUUAAGACCACUUUAAUUGAUAAUGAUAUACUGUAAGCUUUGAAUUGGACAUUAUUAUAAUGUAAAAACUAUCAGCAACCUACUGUAUCAUUAGCUAAAACCUGCUGUGACUGAGGGACAUAAUCCUCUGAUCCUGCAGGUGUUUUAAAGCAAUACUAUCAUGAGGAAAAGAAGAAGACAUUUCAAUGGGUUCUCAUUUUUAAAACUAUUCCACUUUUGUUGCUGCCUUUAAAUAAAAAAGUUUUCCUGAAGAACUAC
Messenger RNA from Xyrichtys novacula (pearly razorfish), 7881 nucleotides. NCBI's taxonomy places the organism in Eukaryota, Metazoa, Chordata, Actinopteri, Labriformes, Labridae. The record is from the annotation of a GenBank genome assembly.